This is a messenger RNA of Phlebotomus argentipes, 1485 nucleotides long. It is a transcript of the gene Ing3, whose product is annotated as inhibitor of growth protein 3. The transcript is spliced from 5 exons. Gene Ontology annotation, cellular component: NuA4 histone acetyltransferase complex. Lineage: Eukaryota; Metazoa; Arthropoda; Insecta; Diptera; Psychodidae. The record is from RefSeq and is a predicted model, not a curated record. Gene Ontology annotation, biological process: regulation of DNA-templated transcription. Bases 190 to 1473 code for a protein of 427 amino acids.
GUUUCAAAAUUAUAUCGCCGCGCAGUUGCUCAGUCAUCGUGCAUCUGGCAACCCGCUUGGCGAGCACAUUCUGAACUGUCAAACACCAACUCAUUGAUUAGUGGCUUGGAUUUUUGCACAAAAAGCACCUUUUGGGAGCCUCUGUGCCGCUAAAUCCGUGCAAAGCAGUGAAAAUAGGUGUUUGCAGCCAUGUUGUACUUAGAGGAUUACCUCGAGAUGAUCGAGCAUUUACCUCAAGAGUUGAGGGAUAGAUUCACAGAGAUGAGAGAAAUGGACUUGUCUGUACAGAAUAAUAUGGAUUCCCUGGACAAGAGAGUUCGUGUAUUUUUCUCCCAAUGUCGCCGGAGUGAAUUGCAAUCUGGACAGGCGGAUGCAGAGUUCCAGUCACUGCGAAAAGACUAUUAUAAAGUCCUGGAGGAUGCGGAUGAGAAGGUGCAACUUGCUAGUCAAAUGUAUGAUCUGGUGGAGCGCUACCUGCGUCGGCUGGACAGUGAAUUAUACAAAUUCAAGUGUGAACUUGAGGCAGAUCACAAUGGGAUCACUGAGAUCCUGGAGAAGCGAUCCCUCGAGUUGGAUGGCACCAGCAACAGUAUUACAAGCUCGGGGAGCAAUCAUCAGAAGGAGAAUCGCUAUUUCGGCCUCUUGGCCAGCGGAAGUACGCCUUCGGUGAGCUCCCAGAGCCAGAGGACAGACUCUCGCUAUCGUCACAAAACGGAAAAGAGGAGAGACAGUGGGAGUGGAACCAAUCUGGGCGUGGAGAAGCGUCAGGCACUGAGUAUCACCAACUCCCAGACACCAGUGCGUCCAGUGACUCCCAAUCUCAGCACGAGUAGCGUGUCUCAUCACCAACCACUGACCAGUACGCCCAACUCCUCAGUGGGCUACAGUCUGCAGCACAUUGGAGCGGGCAAUGCCAUCGCGGCUGCCGCCAGCCAGGCCAUUGCAGCGACACAGCAGAUGCAACAGGGCAGACGCACGGCGAGUCUCAAGGCGUCGUAUGAGGCCAUUCACAGUUCGUCUGGCAGCGGCGCCCAUGAACUCCUUCUGGGCACAGAUCUGGCGAGCUUGCGAGGUCUGGAGCGCGAGGGCAGCUCCUACAACUCCAGUCAGAGGAGGCACAAGAAGAAACUCAACACUAGUUUAUCGCAUAACAGUCAAUCGUCCCUCCCGUCGACGCCCACGAGCACGCAAGUGUCCCUCGUGGAGCCCACGACGCCCACGGUGGUGAUAAACGAGAAUGGGAUGGUGGUGGAACAGACGCCCGAGGGCGAGUGGACUUACGAUCCCAAUGAGCCGCGCUACUGCAUCUGCAACCAAGUGUCGUACGGCGACAUGGUGGCGUGCGACAAUGAAGACUGUCCCUUCGAAUGGUUCCACUAUCCGUGCGUGGGCAUAACACAAUCACCCAAAGGGAAGUGGUACUGUCCACAGUGCACAUCAUCUAUGCGCCGCAGAGGCUCGCGGAAGACGUAGGGCGAAUCGUGC